UUCACUCGUCCUGAUGGCGGUGGCAAGGAAACGAGAGCGUCCACAGGUAGCACUGCCUACUCGCAUUCGGCUGGGCCUGGGCGUACGGGCGAGCAAAAAACAGCACCCGUAGCCACCGCCAGCCUGCACGGUUUGAGUGACGAAUUGAGUUGA
Molecule: messenger RNA, 153 nt
Organism: Protopolystoma xenopodis
Lineage: Eukaryota; Metazoa; Platyhelminthes; Monogenea; Polystomatidea; Polystomatidae
Source: the annotation of a GenBank genome assembly